Molecule: messenger RNA, 798 nt
Organism: Microplitis demolitor
Lineage: Eukaryota; Metazoa; Arthropoda; Insecta; Hymenoptera; Braconidae
Product: spore coat protein SP96-like
Exons: 2
Coding region: 1-798 (265 amino acids)
Source: RefSeq, a predicted model, not a curated record
AUGACAGCAACAAUAAAAACAACAAAAACAAGAACAAGGACAAGAACACGAACAACAACAAGAACAGCUACAGCAACAACAAAAACAACAACAAGGACAACAACGAGAACAACUACAGCAGCAGCAACAACAACAGCAAGAACAACAAUAAGAACAAGAACAUCAACAAGAACAAGAACAACAACAAGAACAGCUACAGCAGCAACAAAAACAACAACAAUAAGGACAACAACGAGAACAACUACAGCAGCAGCAACAACAACAGCAAGAACAACAAUAAGAACAAGAACAUCAACAAGAACAACUACAGCAAUAACAAUAAGAACAAGGACAACAAUAAGAACAAGGAUAACAACAAGAACAUCAACAAGAACAACUACAGCAGCAACAACAAUAACAAGAACAACAAUGAGAACAAGGACAACAACAAGAACAACUACAGUAACAACAAAAGCAAUAACAAGAACACGAACAACAACAAGAACAACUACAGCAACAACAAUAACAAGAACAACUAUAGCAACAAUAAGAACAACAACUGCAACAGCUCUCUCAACUCCUCUCCACAAUAUACCUAGUAGUCUCGGCAGCGGCAGCACCAGAAGAUCAAUAGGAAUCUUACGCCCGGUACGAGAUCUCCCCCCUCGUUCUCCUCUUCGUCUUGGUCUCGGUCUUGGUCCUCUUGCUCCUAACCGUUGUGUUCCGUACAGUGUACGUGUAAUGUGCUAUGUGCUAUGUGCUAUGCCAGAGGACAAAGGUGCUCGCCCUGAUAUUUCUUGGUUCCCUUACAGCACGUAA